Messenger RNA from Protopolystoma xenopodis, 1437 nucleotides. The record is from the annotation of a GenBank genome assembly. NCBI's taxonomy places the organism in Eukaryota, Metazoa, Platyhelminthes, Monogenea, Polystomatidea, Polystomatidae.
AUGAAGAGGGUAACAGUACCUCAGAGGCAUAAAAGAAAAUGUCCCCUUAACUCGGUGGCCAUUAUGUCUAUUUCUAUAGGGGAGGUGGGUCUUGCGUCACUUGGCCCACAACUCCUGGCAACGGAUUGUCUUCGCCUACAGGUUCCUCUUGUAGGAUGCGGCCCUCUUAGCCUCCGGGCUCCCGUCCUACGGCCGGCUGCCCUAUCCGGAAAAAUAAAAUCUUUAUUUUCCCACGGGAACUGCGUAGACCAUCCGCCCGAUACAGUGCGUUUCUGCCUCUUUUUUGUUGGGCCUGCCCGACGCACACCCAGCCACACCAGUCGGGAUGGUGAGAGGUUAGCACGUGAGUCAACUAAGGCAGAAGGAAGAAGACGCUUGGCCGAGGAGGACAGAGACGUCACGACGACCAGUCAGAACGGGGUAAGACCAACCAGACCUGCUCUCGACCGGGCACAGGACUCCAGUCGCCAAUCCAGCGAUGGCAUAUGUCUCGCCCUCAUUCACUCAGCUUCACAAGUCUUUUUAGCCCGUCCUGUACACAAGAUUGGCAGACGCUGGAACGAACAAUCACGAUCACCAUCCCAAUCGCCUAAAUGCCCAGUCAGAAGUUCAGAUGAAAUAAAGCCACAGCCGACUAAAACGCGAAAGACCUACAUGCAUAGAUGUCCUCACAACAGCUGUCGUGGCGAUUGGCGCGUGACCAAUGGCAAAACAACCACAACCCCUUGGCUGAUGGGUUUGGGCCUCUGUACUGAGGCAGUGAGAGUCUGCAACAGGCCUCCCGAAAAACCGCACUACUGCCGUCAGGACACUGGGCAACAUCGACUCUUUGUGCGCCACAUAGCGGGGCCGAUCAUACAAGGCCUCGGGCGCAUUUUCCCAUUUCACGCUACCAACGGCAUGUGCACGCUCGCCCGCUCCUGCCCACCAGCAUUAGUCGCUCAGGAGCUGUCAUCAGAGCCGGGAAAGUGGGAAUUUGGCCGAUUCACAGUUUACUCCCACUGCGAUGAGAAGAAGAGGCCGUCGUUUUGCAGAGUCCCAGAGGAAGGCAUCAAGUUGAUUAAGCCCCCCCUCCCUCCCCAGUUGCCUCCACGACCAGUAUUCGGCGUCUAUGUGGGUGGGUGGGGUCAUUCACUUGACGGAACCAAAGAAAUGCCUGCGCCCAUGAUGGAAGUACACCUGCAUCUGAGGCGUAAAGUGCAUGAGAGUACAUAUGGCCGGCCUUUGCCCCAGUGGGGCUAUGGAGGUACAGUCGCUCUGAUGACUUCAAGGUGGCCAAGGUUUUGGGAACCAAAGCCCGCGCUGGUUGGUGCCACCGCCAGUCGGGAGGGGAAGACACUGGCAAAGCUCACACUUUGCGAGGAUAUCCACACCGGCAAUGACGGAUCAGCAGAAGGUAGCAACGGUCCAGUAGAUCAGCUGUAUGUCGGGAACUGA